Pseudomyrmex gracilis is the source of this 2710-nucleotide messenger RNA. RefSeq lists its product as uncharacterized. The transcript is spliced from 3 exons. Lineage: Eukaryota; Metazoa; Arthropoda; Insecta; Hymenoptera; Formicidae. Gene Ontology annotation, molecular function: chitin binding. Gene Ontology annotation, cellular component: extracellular region. The coding region runs from base 137 to 2053 and encodes 638 amino acids. The record is from RefSeq and is a predicted model, not a curated record.
UCCGCGUGGUCUUCGGCGCCGUCGGUCACGUCAAGUGUUUGUUUGUUCCUAAUAAACGUGUGUGUCUAUCCGUGUGAUAGAAUAUUAUACUAAGACACGUAGCAACGCAACGCGGUGGGAAACUCAACCACGAGAGAUGCGCUCGCACCCCGACGCUCGUCGCGCCCAAGUCGCGCUGCUCUCGUUCGUCGCAGUUUUCCUGAUGCAAAGCCUCAUCGUGGCGUCGAUCGAGCCGAACGUGACCGGCGACAUAGCGGAGGACGACAUGGAGGAACUGCUGACGAAUAUGAACCUCACGACGUUCAAGGAAAGAUACCGGAGAUUGAUACCGUACGUCAACUUUUUCGUGGCUAACAAUUACUUGCAAAACCAGGCGGUGCUCGCGCAGAACUACGCGAAGGAACUUCAGGAUAACGACCUGCCGCAGCAACAAGCUGCUCUGUUAUCGCGAGCGAACGGUAACAUCUACCGUGUCACCUCGCCCGGUCAGGAUAAGAAAUUCAUCCCCUCCGUGCAGUUCGAUCCGAGAAACAUCGGCGGUGAUAACGACUACUUCGCGCCGGUCAAAUACAACGCUAGGAUCAAUUACGAGGAUUAUUCCACCCCGUCUUAUCAGAUCUAUCAACUGCGUAAAACAUACCCCGAGAUUACCACCGCCAGCCCGAUCCCGCUCAAGGAGAAUCGAUAUUAUAUUCCCGCAAGACCGUUGCUGCGACCGUCCGCGAGCGUGAGAGAACAUCUGAUCCAAAAACCGUCAGUCGGCAACUCUCAGAUAGACUACAACCAUCAGGAUUAUACGAAAACAAAGCUGCUCGCAGCUGUCAAUUAUCCAAAUAAGGGAUUCGAAGGGCUCAGAUAUAUCCCGGCGCCUGCGGUGCACUCGAGCGCGCAGCAACAACAAUCGAUGAAACCGUCGACCGUAUCGCAGAACUACCGAAAGCCGAAUGUGAAUCUGAAUAGCUUGAUCGAGAGCUUCAAGCUGUCCGAGCGGCUGCCGGAACGCCUGAACAAAAACAACCUCGACAGCAGCGUACAAACGCUCGUGGAGAUUCUCAAAAUCUUGCACAAUUCGCGACAGGAAAACUUUCCGCAAAGGGGACCGCAAUUACCGCCGCCCGUCGCGUCGUCCAGAUUAACUGGCCACGUCGACUUCAACAAACCUAAAACGCGACCGAAGGUGAUCACCGAGACGAGAUUUCAGCUGACCCCGAGUCCUUUGAUAAUUACCGAGGAUCCCGACCGAUACAAGAUGGACGAUGACGUUCAGAUCAAGAGACCACCGCAAUCCGAUUACGUUGCAAAUCACGUGAAGAACGAAAAGGUGCACUACUACAUUCCUUACGUUCAGGAUAUUUCGAGUAAUCCCCAGCAGCACUUCGGACCGACCUCCGUGCCCGACAAAUCCGUCGAAAACUCGUACGAGGUUACUCAGGAAGACGAUAUCCUGCAAGACGAACAAUAUAUCCCGCCCAUCUCGACCGAAGCGUCCACGAGUCACGAAUACGCGGCGCCGAACGAACUCACGCGUCCCGAAAAAAAACCAAAACCAUCCGUGAAGUACGGCGCGACACGUGGAAAACCUCACGUGGACUAUCCCGCGUACGCGAUCAUACCGGAAACCAAUUUCAGUUGCAAAGAUCAAAGGUACAAGGGAUUCUUCGGCGAUCCGUCAACCGGAUGUCAAGUGUGGCACUACUGCGAUCUAAACGGUGGCAAAUCGUCAUUUUUAUGCCCAAACGGCACGAUAUUCAGCCAGAUAGCGCUAACUUGCGAUUGGUGGUUCAACGUCAAAUGCGAAACAACCACUCAGCUGUAUGUGCUGAACGAACGGCUGUACAAAUACAUCUUACCAAUUAUGCCGAAAUUUCCCGAGGACUUUACCGGACCGGAAGUGGAUCGAUACUUGGAACUCAAGUUUAAAGAGAUGGAGGCAAAACUAAAGGAAAAGAAACUGAAGAAACAGCAGGAGGACAAAGAUAAACAUAAAGGCAAGCCUCAGACAACGGACGACGACCACGACCACGACCACGACGACGACGACGACGACGAAUAGUAAAAAUUGUUUGCGCUAUUAGACAAUAAUGAAUAAAAUAUUUAAACUUAACGUAUGAUGUGUACCAUGCGCGACUUGUUGCCAUCACAAUGUACGAAUUAUCUCGCGGAAACGAAAAUCGUCGGCAGGUUUUGCCACCGAACCUUGCGACGCGCGGAGUCAUACAUAAAAGUGCAAUAUUUACAUGAUAGUAUUGCGUAAUUCUAAUGAUAGGGAAAAAACACAUUUAUAUGACGCGUAAAGUAAGUUAAAUUAUAUAUAUAUAUACAUAUUAUAUCACAGUCUGUGCAUACGGGUAUAAAAUGGCUGAUGAGAUUUUAGUAUUUACGUCUCUCUCCCUGCUAGUCAUACAUGUUUGUGUGUUUAUACAUCGUGCUUGUGGGAAAAAUCAACGAAUUGUUUAGCCAUGUAUCCAUAAAUAAAAAUUCAACUAGAAAUUACUUUGCGUAUAUAUAAACUAUUAAAAAAAAAAAAUGUACUUUGAAACAUCAAAAUAACUACGUAUUUGCGCUACGACAGAGCAACAAACGAUCUAUACAUUGUUUUCUACGUGUACCUAAUACUUUGUUGAAGUGUUAUCGCACAUUUAUUUAUAUGUAUAUAAACGUACGUCGCGUUGUAAACUGUUUCGCCAUUUGUCUGACAAUAAGCAACAUA